CUCUCUCUCUCUCUCUCUCUCUCUCUCUCUCUCUCUCUCUCUCUCUCUCUCUCUCUGAUGAGUGAAAGGAGUGCUGUCAGCCUCUCUGCUGCGCUUCCAGCUUGCGGACCCACACUAACUGAGUUAAGGGACAGUUUGAAAUCACGCAAAGAUGGAAAAAUGCGAGAUUUCCAACAAAUGGACUAUCUAACCGAGGUCCACUGUAAGGUUGCAGGUUUAACGUGGACUGUCCUAGCCUUGCAGGUGGGUCUGUCAUUGUAAGUUUACUUGGCUUAAAAGCAGAUUCCAGUCCUGUGCAUCUCCAUGAGUAACCAGACAGAAGUCCCUGCUCCCCCUUCAUGCCUUAUUCAGGUCUUUGACAUCCUCUCUUCACCCUCUCUCUCCCCGCCUGACCGUCACACCUCCUCAGUCUUCCCCAAAUGAUGUCGUCUGCAGUCCGAGCUCUUCUCCUGGUUCUGCUGGGGGCCGGGGUGCUGCUCUCCAGCGGAGAUUCUCCCCGCAGGGAAAUUAAAAUAGACGGAGACCUGGUGCUCGGCGGUCUCUUCCCCAUCCACGAGAAGGGUCAGGGCAUGGACGAAUGCGGCCGCAUCAAUGAAGACCGUGGGAUCCAGCGUCUUGAGGCCAUGCUCUUCGCCAUCGAUCAGAUCAACCAGGACGUGGGUCUGCUGCCGGGCGUGGCGCUGGGCGUCCACAUCCUGGACACGUGCUCACGGGACACGUACGCUCUGGAACAGGCGCUGGAGUUUGUCAGGGCGUCUCUUACAAAAGUGGAUGAUACAGAAUUUAUCUGUCCAGAUGGCUCUUACGCAUUUCAGGAAGACAGCCCGCUUGCCAUAACAGGUGUCAUUGGAGGAUCAUUUAGCAGUGUUUCCAUACAGGUUGCGAACCUGCUCCGGUUAUUCCAAAUUCCUCAGAUUAGCUAUGCUAGCACAAGUGCCAAGCUCAGCGAUAAAUCCCGCUACGACUACUUUGCACGCACCGUACCUCCAGACUUCUACCAGGCCAAGGCCAUGGCCGAGAUCCUGCGUGCCUUUAACUGGACCUACGUUUCUACAGUUGCCUCAGAGGGUGACUACGGAGAGACGGGCAUCGAAGCUUUCGAGCAACAAGCACGUUUGAGAAACAUCUGCAUUGCCACUUCAGAAAAAGUGGGACGAUCGAGCGCGAAGCGUUCCUCGUACGAAGCUGUGAUCCGUCAGCUUCUACAAAAGCCCACGGCCCGAGUAGCCGUGCUGUUUCUGCGUAGCGAUGACGCACGGGAACUCAUAGCGGCUGCAGCCCGCCUCAAUGCUUCUUUUCUUUGGGUGGCCAGCGAUGGAUGGGGGGCCCAAGAGAGUAUUGUAAAAGGGAACGAGUUUACGGCGGACGGAGCGAUUACGCUAGAGUUGUCCGCUUACCCGAUACCCGAAUUUAAUCGCUACUUCCAGAGCCUAACCCCCUUCAAUAACCACCGCAACCCCUGGUUUAAAGACUUCUGGGAGCAAAAGUUUCAAUGCUCACUAAGUGGAACUUCGUCAGCGGGAGCAGGGACACCCAAGCCACCUUGUGACCAAGAUUUGAGGGUGAACGAAUCCAACUUUGAGCCCGAAUCGAAAAUCAUGUUCGUCAUAAACGCAGUGUACGCCAUGGCGCACGCUUUACACCGCAUGCAGCGAAGUUUGUGCGUCAACACGACGCGGCUGUGCGACGCUAUGCGGAGUCUUGACGGCAGAAAGCUCUACCGGGACUAUCUGCUUCAUGCCAACUUCAGAGCUCCAUUCUCCCCACCUGGCUCGGAAAAUCAAGUCAAAUUCGAUGCGUAUGGUGACGGCAUGGGAUGCUACAACAUCUUCAACUACCAGCGUGUGCCAGGCAGCGACAAGUAUGCUUACAUCAAGGUAGGAGAGUGGGCGGAGAGUCUUUCCCUUAACGAGGCCAUGAUUGGCUGGCCGAGGGGAGCAGACGUCCCCACCUCUCAAUGCAGUGACCCGUGCGCUCCAAACGAAAUGAAGAAGAUGCAGGCAGGAGAAUACUGCUGCUGGAUCUGCACUCCGUGCGAGACGUACGAAUACCUGCCGGACGAAUUCACCUGCAUGCCCUGCGCGCCUGGCCAGUGGCCCCGCCCUGACCUAACCGGGUGCUACGACCUGCCAGAGGAUUACAUCAUGUGGGAGGAUGCUUGGGCCAUCGGGCCCACCUCUAUUGCAUGCGUGGGCUUCAUCUGCACCUUAAUGGUCUUUGUCGUUUUCAUUCGCCACAAUGACACGCCACUAGUCAAAGCGUCUGGUCGUGAGCUGUGCUACAUCUUGCUCCUGGGUGUCUUCAUGUCCUACACUAUGACUUUCAUAUUCAUUGCCAAACCGUCGCCUGUCGUGUGCACGCUACGCCGGCUGGGCCUCGGUACGUCGUUCGCAGUGUGCUACUCUGCCCUGCUAACGAAGACCAAUCGCAUCGCUCGGAUCUUUAGCGGGGUAAAAGAGGGCGGGGUUCAGCGGCCGCGCUUCAUCAGUCCCAGCUCACAGGUUUUCAUUUGUUUGUCACUGAUCUCAGUGCAGUUGUUGCUGGUGUCCAUCUGGCUCCUGAUAGAGGUGCCCGGCACGCGGCGUUUUACCACGCCGGAGAAACGUCAGACUGUCAUAUUGAAAUGUAACGUACGGGACUCUAGCAUGCUGCUGUCGCUGACCUACGAUGUAGUUCUGGUGGUGCUCUGCACCAUUUACGCCUUUAAGACCCGCAAGUGUCCGGAGAACUUCAACGAGGCGAAGUUCAUCGGCUUUACCAUGUAUACUACCUGCAUCAUCUGGCUGGCCUUUCUGCCCAUCUUCUACGUUACCUCCAGUGAUUACAGGGUUCAAACCACAACCAUGUGCAUAUCUGUCAGUCUGAGUGGAUUUGUGGUGCUGGGCUGCAUGUUUGCUCCUAAAGUCCACAUCAUCAUGUUCCAGCCGCAGAAGAACGUCACCAGUCAUCGACUAAACCUGAACCGACUCAGCGUGAGCGGGCCGACCACCAGUUAUGCAUCCCAAGCAUCUGCAAGCGCCCACUACGUUCCAACGGUGUGCAACGGCCGAGAGAUCGUCGACUCCACCACUUCCUCUCUGUGACCCCAUCCUUUAAAAAAAAACUCCUGCUCCAUAGCGACUGUUAGCCAAUCAGCACACAUUGUGCUCCGCCCAAGAACUAGGUCUGCCUACAGUGUGUAGAAAGUGUGUAUUAUGAUUAUUAUUAAAUUAUUUUUAGGGCUCGUUGUAAAUAUUAACUGACAUUGUUGUAGAGAAACAAAAGAACAACAACAAAAAAAUCUUUUUAGAGGGAUUUUGGAAGCUUUUGUUUGAUAGAUUUAUUAUAUAUGUUGUAAAUGAUGUGAUGAUGUAAAAGUUUUUACAGUAAUCGGGCCACAGUAGUGACUGACAGACCGGCUCCGCCUGCAAUACCGGACACAGUUUGUGGUCGUUUUCUUUUGUAGGCCUCAUUGUAAUAACCUAAACUGUAUGUAUUUUUAUGUUGUAUAUUUUGUACAGAAUCUUAACCGACGGUUUUAACAGCACAAGUUGACUGUGUUAGAGUUUCCUGCAGAAAGCGAGCACUCGCUCUUAAAAUCACGUUGGCUCAUCGCAGGCAUUGGUUGAUAAUUACAACAUCAUUAAAGUAAAACAUAACAUCUAAACGCAUGUUACAUUAACUGCAUCUGUUGAAGCAUUGCGUAACAUUUGAAAAGACAAGCCUUCUGUGAACGAAAGGUUUCCAGAUACCCGCACCGAGCAUCAUUUCGAUGUAAAAGAGAAAAUACUAAAUCACAUAAUUACUGACGUGUGCAAUGCUUUGUGAUGCAGCGAAUGUAAAAUGUACUCUGUUGUUCGAUAUCG
This is a messenger RNA of Misgurnus anguillicaudatus (oriental weatherfish), 3845 nucleotides long. It is a transcript of the gene grm3, whose product is annotated as glutamate receptor, metabotropic 3. The record is from RefSeq and is a predicted model, not a curated record. Gene Ontology annotation, cellular component: membrane. NCBI's taxonomy places the organism in Eukaryota, Metazoa, Chordata, Actinopteri, Cypriniformes, Cobitidae. Gene Ontology annotation, molecular function: G protein-coupled receptor activity. Gene Ontology annotation, biological process: G protein-coupled receptor signaling pathway.